AUGGACUCUCAAGACGACAAAGCAGAGGCAUCGCCAUCUACGACACCUAACCCUAAACAAGAUGAAGCCAGCAUUUCCAAAAUCCAGACUCUCCUCCAAGCACAAGACGACACCCAGCGAUUUGUUGGAUUGGCUCUUCUCAAAUCCGUCCUAGACAACUCUCCCAGCCUCCAACAAAACGAUGAAGUUCUGCAAAGAUUAUGGGACAGUCUCCCGGCCAAAUUCCUAGACAGGUUGCUACGCACUGGAUCAAAUCCGUCGAAACGGGACUCCAAAGAGAUGCUCGACUUGGCUGUGUCUGUUCUGCACACCUUUGUUGCUCUCUUGCCUGCUGAGGCGACGUCUCAGCCCAAGUUUACAGAUAGGAUUCCCAGACUCGUCGGUGCCGUGUUAUAUGGGUCUGAAGAAACGGUCAAGAUGCUUUUACAGCUGCUUCAUGCCCUCGUGAGCUCUCAGGAGGGUGCUAUGGCACUUGUGAAAGUGGAAGACUUGAGCUCCAUUACGGAGAUUGCGCCAUCGCACGCCGUUGCAAUGGAUAUCCUGCGACAUGCUUGGCUAAACGCCAUGGUGGUCGUAGACGACACAUCAUACUUGGCUGAUCGUAUAGAUCGCAAUGUACAGGCUCUGGUAUCGUCAUUCCGAGGCACCGACGCCGUGACAUUUCUUGAGUUUCUAGGGCUGCUGCUACGGCAAGCAAGCUCAGAAAUCAUUCCACCAAAUCCGAAAUGGCUAAACUCCGUCAUCAGCUUCAUUCGAAAUCUCGUAACCAGUCGGCCAAACUCAGCAGCGCGGUCAGCAUACACAAACGCCGCCGCAUCUCUCCUCCGGAUGUAUCCUAAAGAAGCCUCGGAGUUGAUAUUCAAGGCGGAAAAAAGCGAUGAGAAGCCAUUCUCCUAUCUAUUCGUCAAUCUUCUUCUAAUCGAUAUCCGCUCAUCGGCACCUUUAUUGCUAGAGCAGCUCAACAAGCCAGAGUAUCCAAGCAUGUCUCGCAGGCUCGCUUCUUCAUUCGACAUUAUAUGCAUCUUCAUCGGACAUUUGGUUCGCUCAUUGGAAGAUGAGUCACUCGAGACCCUAAUCAUGUCACCGGACAAUCUUCUCAAGCUCCGAAAGAGUAUAUCAGAAACCAUGUCUGUCACCAUCGAGUACCUUCGUGAUCGGUGGGACGCCACAUUUGCUGGGGCCAUGGGGCUUCAUCCAGAUGCUCGAACCGGGAAGGCGGAAACUUCGAUGGGAUCACGGCUUACUCUCACAUGGGACUCUCUAGAAAACAUCGCUGAUGAAGAUCCUUUCAUUCUCUCGGCUGUGAGGGCCCUCGCCAUAUGGCUUCGUGAGGACGAAAACGAUAUGUUGAGGAAGGAAGCCACUGGCUUGACAGACAUGUUUAUGGACCUCUACCGCGGCAGUUCAGCCGAGAAGCUCGACUUUCGAUCUCCCGUCCUCGUCGCCCUCGAAGGUCUAGUCACAUUCGACAAGGGCCGCAAUAUUCUUCUCCAACACGACGGUUGGAAAACGUUAAGCAAAGACCUUGUCGAAAUCCUCCAGCAGGAUGCCUCUGCCAUUAGCGAGGACGAGACAUCUCGCGGCAUCGAAAUCGUCCGUGUGUUGCUCCAAGUUGUGGAGCAAAGCAGCGAUACAGUCGAAGAAUGGAUGAGCCUCGUCACGGCGGUGGCGGCGUGGGAUGUCUUUCGGGAGCGACAUGCUCGUCCUCUGGUUUUGGAACUUCAAGUUGCGGGUUUGCAGCUUUGUUGUGCGUUGUUGAUAAAGGCGAGUCUUGGUAUGAGGAAGAGAUAUACGCAUUCUAUUAGUGCGCUUGUGGGUAUUGCGACGCAGCUGGAAGGAGGGAUUCCGAGGGGCAGCUUUUUAAGGGAGGCUAUUGACGAUGUAUUAGAGGUUCUAGGGGGGUUGUCACGUAGCAUAUGA
This is a messenger RNA of Trichoderma virens Gv29-8, 1920 nucleotides long. RefSeq lists its product as uncharacterized. Bases 1 to 1920 code for a protein of 639 amino acids. The transcript has 3 exons. Lineage: Eukaryota; Fungi; Ascomycota; Sordariomycetes; Hypocreales; Hypocreaceae. The record is from RefSeq and is a predicted model, not a curated record.